Rhincodon typus (whale shark) is the source of this 1260-nucleotide messenger RNA. Its product is annotated as carboxypeptidase B-like. Gene Ontology annotation, biological process: proteolysis. Gene Ontology annotation, molecular function: zinc ion binding; metallocarboxypeptidase activity. The transcript is spliced from 11 exons. The record is from RefSeq and is a predicted model, not a curated record. Lineage: Eukaryota; Metazoa; Chordata; Chondrichthyes; Orectolobiformes; Rhincodontidae.
AUGCACACACUUUUGCUGCUGGGUUUAGUUGUAGCUGUUGCAGGCUCAGGUCCUGCUGGACUCUACCAAGGGGAUAAAGUGCUUCGUCUGAUUCCGGAAAAUGACCUGCACCUGCAGUUUCUAAGGAACGCGUCCCGCACUGGGAAGGUUGAUUUUUGGCAUCCGCAUUCAAUCGACCUGGUGACCACAGGGAAAGGUGUGGAUUUCAGGGUGGCUGCUCAUUGGAGCUCGGAUAUCCAGGCUGAACUGGAGAAGAUUGGUUUGAAAUAUGAGAUAUUAACUGAGAACUUGCAAAUCUUGAUUGAGAACCAGUUCGACCAAAUAAGGACUCGAUCAUUUAGCUAUGAUUAUAAAAGUUAUCAUAACUGGGAUCAGAUUGAAUCCUGGACUGCUACCAUUGCCAAAGAAAAUCCAAACUUAAUUUCUCGGCUUGUAAUUGGGCAGAGCUAUGAGGGACGAGAUAUCUAUCUCCUCCAGGUUGGCAAGAGAACAGGUUCUCCGAAACCUGCCAUCUUCAUGGACUGCGGGAUCCAUGCCAGGGAAUGGAUCUCCCCAGCAUUUUGCCAGUGGUUUGUGAAAGGGGCUGUUAGAACAUAUGGAACAAGAUCUCCCCUGAACUCUCUUGUCAAUGAGAUGGAUUUCCUGGUUAUUCCUGUUGUAAAUGUAGAUGGUUAUGUAUACUCUUGGACUGAGGAUCGACUUUGGAGGAAGACAAGAUCCAGGAAUUUUGACUCUGACUGUGUAGGAACUGAUCCAAACAGAAACUUCAAUGCUGAAUGGUGUACGAAUGGAUCCUCAAGGAACCCAUGUUCUGCAAUCUAGUGUGGACCAUAUGCAGAAUCUGAAAAGGAAGUCAAGGCAGUUGCAGACUUCAUCCGUAACCACAGUUCAAUCAUCAAGGCUUAUCUCACAAUUCAUUCAUAUGGACAGAAAUGUUUGUUCCCAUACUCCUACACUUAUUCAUUGGCAUUUAACAAUAACGAACUGGCUAACCUUGCUCAGAAUGCAGUCCAGGCUUUGAAAAGUCUUUAUGGAACUGAGUAUACCUUUGGUUCUGGAUUGAGUUCAAUGUAUCUCGCUUCUGGUGGUUUGGAUGACUGGGCCUAUGACCUUGGCAUCAAGUACUCGUUUACCUUUGAACUCCGUGAUACAGGCAAAUAUGGUUUCCUGUUGCCUGAAACUCAGAUCAGACCAACCUGUGAAGAAACCAUGCUGGCUAUCAACUACAUCGCCACUUAUGUUCUCAACCAUCUGUACUAA